UCCACUCCUUCCACAGGAUCAUGUAAUCAUUAGUACUUUUUGGACGUGGUACUUAUUUAGGUUAAGUUAUAAGCUGCCCCAUUUCCUUAUUAUUAUUUAUUAGGGAUAAGGAUACUUCCACUUUUUGUUGCUUGUUGUUUCGUGGCAAAAAGUUGGGUUUUGUUUGAUGGAUCGGGUUUACGAGAUUGGAUUAGGUUUCGAUAUCAAUAAUAAUUCAGUGGCACGAACUGAUCUCGUCAGUGAAAGUGAUAAAGUUGGAAGGUUUCCAUGCCAGGAUUGUCAGUCGUCUUUUGGCGUGGCGUUGUUUGUUGUGGCACAAACACGGAAAAAAUUUGUGUAAAAAAAGUACUUAUUAGACUACAUAAAAUUGCGAAUUUGCAAAAUUUUUUGCAAACAAGAUUGAUUGAUAAAUGAUUAGGGAAAAUUAGUGCGUGGUUUGCUUUCAUUGGAGACAUUUGCCCAUGAAAAGUGCUGCCAGUCAAGGGGGCGGGACAGCCUUGCUGGUGGGUCAACUGGUAUCGAAACGAAUGAAUUCAUUGCUCUUACCAAGUCCCAAGGUGCCCCCGCCGGCCGUCGAAAUUUAUGCGGAGGACACGUCCCGUUGCGAUAUUAGUGAAGGAGAUAUCGAAGAAUUUGCCAAACUCUUGGGGAUAGAUUUGGACCAGGAACCGCAUUUCCGGUCUCUCGUGGAAGAAGGCCUCUUGGCACCGCUGCCUCCGGAAUGGAAACCUUGCAAGGACCUCACCAACAACCAGUUCUACUAUUUUAACCUGACCUCCAACGAAUCUCAAUGGGAGCACCCGUUGAAUGAAGUUUAUCGCGAAAAAGUCCUCCAACUUCGGCAGGAUCGUGUCAUGAAUCGUAUCCAAGAACUUCCCCCGACGACCCGUCCCCCCAAAAAGAAUCUGCCUCCACUCGGUCCCCUGAAGAAGGUUGGGGUGAGCAGGCCCCCUUCUUCGCUCGGCGGUGGACGACCCCCAACGCCGGCCAACCGACUUGACGACAAUCUUACCCUGAACAGAGUCACUUCCGGUUUGGGCGUGCUGACCAAGGAGUUGGAACAGUAUGACCUCGAUCAGGAUGCCGACUUGCCCCCGCCGUCCAGCAGGAUGGUUAAGAAGCCAAUGUCCUCCGGCCUUAUUUUGACGGGUGAAGGCGCAAAUUUUCUUAAGCCGAAAGUGGUGGGGGACCAACAACCCCCACCUCCGCCAACGAGUACCUUAUCUAAUCCGUUGUUAUCUGAGGAUAAGUCGAAAUCCGAGUAUGACGAGACUAGUGAUAAUAAAACCGGGUUAGAGUUGGACCUUAUCCCACCCACGACGACGACAAAAAGCAUUCUCAACUCGAGAAAAGGUUUGCUAAACGUUAUUGAUUCUGAAGAAUGGAUGUUGAAGCCGGAAAUUAUGACCGGCGAGGAGAAAAAGUUGCUGUCCGACCUGAACAUUCCAUUGAAGGACCGACACGGCGUCAAAUUUGCGCUCGAUGAUAACACCGAAUUUAAAUUUGACCCGGAAGAUAGCGAGGACGCAUCCGAAUCCCCUCAAAAUCAUCCCAAUCGCGUCAUGUAUCCGGGUGCCAAAAGCAGUGAUGAGUCGACCGACACGGACGAAAAUUCGGGUCGAAACAAUAAUAAAUUCGUGCUGGGAGAGAAGAAAAAUGAGAAAAUUUCGUCACAAAAUUUGGGACAGCUCAACCUGGACGAGAGGAAGGCAACGCUUCGUCAAAACAUGGAAAACGAGUUGACAAAGUACAAAGAGCUUUUGGAAAAGGAAAGAAAAGAGAGAGAAGCGCAAAUUAAAAAACACACGGAAAUGACUUUGGAAGAGAUCCGUUCCGAGAAAGAUUCCCUGGUGAGGAAGGCCCGUCAAGAUUUCGAUGCUCAGAAGAACAUCGAGUUGGACAAGGUGAAACGCGAACUGGAUCUCAUGGUGAAAGUAGAAGUGGACAAGUUGAAAGUCCUCUUCGACAAGGAGUUGGAAGAACGCAGGGACGAAAUCCGGAAACAACAUGACGUCGCAAUGUCCCUCCUAACGAAGGAAUUCGACUCGCUCAACGACACCGAGAAGGCUGCCGUUUUCGCGAAAAACCUCUCCGACGCUACUAUCAAGCUCAACACGGAGUUGAAAGAGCACAAAGAAAGUUUACGAGACGAGCAGAAAAAGCAAAUUCAACAGAUGCGCGAUUAUCAUCAAACUUUUAUAGAAAAAUUGAAGAAAGAUUUGUCCUCUGAGGAGGUCCGGGUCCAGUCCGAGCAUACGAAAAGGUUGGCCGAUAUUGUCACAAGUUUCACCAAAGAGAGCCAAGAUUUGCAAGAGAGGCUAAAAGAAGAGCAAGCUUCUAACCUGGAGGCGCUAAUGGGUAACUUCGAGACGGAAAAGAGGGCGCUACAAGACGAGCUUAAAACGGGAAUAGCUUCGUUACGAAAUGAUUUGCAGGGUUUAAAAGAUUCGGCGAAUGUGCAAAAUGAUGGUGUGCAAAAUAAGGCGACAGUAUCCUCCAAUGUGCAAAAUAGUGUGCAAAAUGCGGCGACAUCUUCGGCAAAUGUCCAAAAUACUGUGCAAAAUAAGGCCACGCCAUCCUCAAAUGUGCAAAAUAAGGCCACGCCAUCCUCAAAUGUGCAAAAUAAUGUCCAAAAUAAGGCGACGCCAUCCUCGACUGUGCAAAAUAAUUCGCAAAAUAAGGCGCCAUCAUCAUCCUCCCCCAAGAAAACAGCGCUACCACCACCUCUUCCAACCGCGCCGACCCCUACCGCGCGGAAGAGCGAGAGCGACGUAAAAAUCCUUUCCGAAAAAUAUGACCAGCUCGAAAAGAAGUAUUCCUACUUGAAAAAAGAGCUCCGAAAAAUUUCCGAUGCUGCCGCAGCUCGUCAAGCUACGAAAAAUAAUGCAAAAUUGCCAGGUCUGAAGAAAGAUCGCAUUAAUUCGGACACGGAUAUCGCCUCGGUCGUAUCCAUGUCCGAGUCAGAUUCGACCACGGCCUACCCGUCGACGUAUAAUGGGCAACAACCACUACCACGUGCUCGACACGUGUCAACUUCCUCGCGACGUGGGACGGAGGAUGAAAACGGGGAAAGAACGCGGUCCCCCGUGGAUGAAAUCCUGGUCGAAAAUAAUGACAAAUUAUCCACCGCGUUAAAAUCGUUGGAAACUUUGAAACAGCAAAUUCUGGAAAUUCAGCAGAGUCGACCCUCUUCGGCAGUCGUGGUUAACGCCACGAAUGGGGUGGUGACGACGACACCGGUUUCGAAAAGUGGGAGGAAUAAUAAUAAAAGUGGUCAAUUUUCCUCCAAUUCUGGAACUGGAACGAGGAGAACAGGAGUGAUGAAUAAUGUGUCGUCGCCAAAUUCUGGGCAGAAUAAUCAGCGAAGAAACUCUUCCAAUUUGACGACGAGGGCAUCCAACCAGAAUAAUAAUAAUAGGAGACUCCGUCCCUCAAAAUCCACGCCGGAACUGGCAGGUCUCUUAGAACUCGGCGACGCCAACAGCGAUCCCGCCGAAGAAAACUCAUCCCACCAAAUCGUCCAAGACGCCAAAGAGUUCAUUCGAACGCAGAAAGAACGCCUCAAAAUCCACCCACCCUCCAGCGCCAUGACGGCCACAGAACUCACCCUGCAAGCCAUUCACAACAGUUAUUUGCAGUCACAACACCGACUCCCUCAUAGCAAAGCGUCCCCCGAAAUCGGUCUCACCACCUUUUCUGAAACGGAGAGUAGUGGCGUCGGUUCCAUGAGCUUUGUUCCCGGUAUGGGUACCUCCGACCUGCUCAAGUCAUCCACCGAGAAGAAAAAGAUCUCCAAAGAUAUCGAAGCCAUUUGUUCCUCCUUGUCCCACAUGGACGAGCAGAUGAAGCUCAUGUGGUCCGUGGUCAAUACCAACCCAAACAAUUCCGCCCUCCAAGGUCAAGGUCAAGGUCAAGGUCAACCCUUAUAUCCUCGCCUCUACCACCACGACCCCCACCACGUGCUCAACAACUACCUCCCGCCCCAACCACGCUUAACGCCGAGCAACCUGCUCAAUUCAUUGGACAAAGAGUUGCAACAGUUCAAAGCGACCAAGGAGAAGAUUCUGAGCCAGUUUUCGACAUCUUCAAAUAAAAAUAAUAAUAACAAUAGGGCGUCGACCUCUGACCUGCUUGUCAUCGGAAGCUCGGGAGAUCAAGGGAUUCAAGAUAAAACGAAAGAUUUGAGAGACUGGUUGGAAAAAUUUUGAAGUUUUUUGAAAAUAAUAAUUUUGAAAAUUAUUUAUUUAUGAAAGGAUGUAAUAAUUAAAUAAAAUGAAAUUGUGUACAGGAAUUGAACUGCAU
Messenger RNA from Folsomia candida, 4302 nucleotides. RefSeq names its product centrosomal protein of 164 kDa. Gene Ontology annotation, molecular function: protein binding. Lineage: Eukaryota; Metazoa; Arthropoda; Collembola; Entomobryomorpha; Isotomidae. The record is from RefSeq and is a predicted model, not a curated record. The transcript is spliced from 11 exons. The coding region runs from base 462 to 4208 and encodes 1248 amino acids.